Messenger RNA from Prorocentrum cordatum, 600 nucleotides. The record is from the annotation of a GenBank genome assembly. Lineage: Eukaryota; Dinophyceae; Prorocentrales; Prorocentraceae.
GAGCCGAAGUGGGCCCUGAAGAGGGGAGUGGAGGGGCAGCAGGAGGGCGGGCGCAAGAAGCUGCUGACGGAGCUCGGAGGCGACGUCGGCGGCGGCAACAAGACGCAGAUGCUGGAGAGAAUGGUCAAGGUGCUGGCGGCCCUGGCACUGACGCAGGCGGCGGAGCUCAGGGACCUGAUCGCCGCCGUGUACUUGACCUUUUUGAUCCCUGCGGCGUCGACCAUCGCGAAGGCGAUGAAGGAGGCGGGCAGGGACUACCACGCGCAGGCCAUGAUCAAGGCGGCGUACAGUGUCCAGGGCCUCUCGGAGGGGAGUCGCAAAGUCAUCGAGAAUUUUUGGAAGCAGCACGUCCUGCAGAGAGAGCUUCACGACCUGGCAGAGCAGAUCCGUCAUUGCCGCAUCAAAGACACGCGCAAGAAGGAGAGCCAGGCGGAGGUCAUGCGUAUCACGAUUUGUUUCAGCACGCAGUGGACGGAGCUGCAGGACGCAGUGUUGGAGGCGCUGAAGAAAGAGAAUGGCGUUCUGAAGGUGGGGCCGCCUCCUCGUGGGCCACUCGAGAGAGAGGCGUCGAAGCUGCUGGAGGAGCUCAACAAAAUGUGA